AUGCCACCCUGCUGCCCUUCUUCUGAUGGAUCUUCACUUCAGUUCAGCGCAUGUACAGAAGAUGGCGUGUUUGGCGAGCUUGCCGGGGAGCACGAGGCGGACCGCGUUCUGCACGUCGCGGGAGGAAGAGCAGCCGGAGCCGACGAGAUACUGAAGCAACAGGCCAUCCUGGAAUCCAUCGAGGAUGAGGCGUAUGUGGAGGCCAACCGGGCGUUCCUCCGGCAGGAGCAGGCGGAGACCGAUGCGCUCUUCGCCGAACUCGACGCGGAGAUAGAGGAGGAGAAGGUUGGAGCGAAGCAGCAGGAGGCGCCAGAGGAGGAAGAGGUGCGGGUGCCGCCAAUGCUGCUGGAGCCGGGCACGGAGAUCGUCGACAUCUCCGACGACAAAAAUGUUGGACAGGGUGUGCAUGAAAGUCGAGGAGAGAUUGCCGUGAAAGUACUACAUAGCAGUUCAGGGCUAGAUAACAAGGAAUUUCACAAAGAGUUCAACAAUCUCAGGGGGCUCAAGCAUCAAAAUAUUGUGGAGUUAGUGGGCUUCUGCAAAGAAUCAGAGGAAGAGCUUGCAGAGUUUGAUGGAAAACAAGUUACCGCUACACGUAUACAUAUGGCUCUCUGCUUCGAGUAUGUACACAAGGGUAGCUUAAACAAGCUUAUUUCUAAUGAAAACACCGGAUUUAACUGGCCCACACGUUACAGAAUAAUCAAAGGGAUUUGCGAGGGUCUAAAAUAUCUUCGUGAGGGGUUGGAAUAUCCCAUAAUGCAUUCUGACUUGAAACCUGAUAAUAUAUUGCUAGAUAAGGAUAUGGUUCCAAAAAUCGCAGAUUUCGGUUUAUCAAGUCUCUUUGGUAAAGAAAAAAAAACAAUGAGUUCCAUCGCUCUUCAUUCCAAAAUGUUACAAUUUGUGCCAUACAUGGUGACAUGCAGUGGAUAUUGGCCACCGGAAUACGUAAAGCAUCAAAUAAUAUCAAAAGAGUUUGACAUAUUUAACUUGGGAGCUAUCAUUGUAAAGAUAAUGCCCGGACAUGAAGGCUAUAGUCGUGUUGUUGAGAUGACGACUCGGAAAUCUGUUACACUUGUACAUAAUAACUGGAGGAAAAAGAUACAUCAAAGUCACAAGCCACUAGUUGAUGUAUACUGCUGCCAGGUGAAGAGAUGCAUUGAGUUUAAUCAGGAUGACCUUGGAGAAUCCAUCCUGCGCUCCUCCAGGCCUUCUUCAGGGCACAAUGAAGCUAGCAGCUGGUCUACUCACAGGAAGAGCUGUUUACCCAUUCCAAAGCCCAAGGCUAUGACAUUCCAGGAGAUUGACCACAUCAUAGGUGGUGUCUCUGAAGAGCGAAUACUUGGCGAGGGUAGGAGUGGAAAGGUUUACAAGGGAAUCUGUGAGGAUGGACAAGUUCUUGCUGUGAAGGUUCUCAGUAGUAUGCCAGCAUUCGAGAACGUCCUUGAUCCUUUGCCGCAAAGUGAAUAUAUGCCGCCAGAAUUUGUUGAGAAACAAAUAGCGACAAAAUGGUAUGAUAUAUACAGCCUGGGUGUUGUAAUAAUAGAGAUCAUGACCGGGAAUAGGUAUAGUUUGGGAAGCCUUGAGAUGUCCUCUAAGGGGUUCAUUGAUCGGGUAUGUGUAAAUUGGAGGAAGAGGUUACAAAAAACAGUGAAGGGCACAUCAGUUGAAGGAUACUGCCAACAAGUUAAGAAAUGCCUGAAAAUAGCGUUCAAGUGCGUGGAGGCUAGUAGACACAAAAGACCCACCAUGGAGAAUAUCGUAAAUACUCUGAACAAAACAGAAACUUUGAUUCACAGUGAUUCACUGCUUGACACCGACCCACUGGAGCUUUGCUUCCUACCUUUCAUAAAGAAAAAGGCCAUGAGUUCCUGCUCGUUGAGGCUAGACAACAAGGGAAACGAUCCCGCCGCAUUCAUGAUUGUGGCCAACAGACCCAAGAUGUACUUGACAAAGAAGCCGAUCUGCAGCGUUGUGCCAUCAAGGUGUGCCUAUACCCUCACACUCACAAUAAUACCCAAUAAGCAGCAGCAUGUACUACCGCCGUCCUUGCCUUCGGAUAGCGGUGAAUUCUUCACGUUGUAUAGUGUCGAGUUGGGUGGAUACGACCUCCUCGAUGUUGACAAAGAUCACAUCACCGUCGAGUAUGAUACAGUGGUAUACAUUAUGGCACCGGUGCUAGAGGUGUUUGACCUCUAUGCCAUGGCCCAUACUGCCCUGUUCAAGAAUGCCAAGGCAAUCUCUGCGUCUGACCUUGAUAAUCGAAAGAACUUCACCAACAUCUCCUCCCACAAAAAGUUCGUGAGGUAUAGAGAUGUGGGAAAGGCGAGGAAAUGGGAGGACUUUAACCCGAGCGGGCCGUUUGAUUCGGAGCUGUCUGUUUUCCAGAAGACCGGUCAGAGCCCUCCACCAAUGCCAGAGAUUGCUCCGGGGACCACGCGUGCCUCGAGACAAGCAUCACAUGAUCCUUCUCCAGGUGGUGGUACUGGCAAGAGCAACGUCGAUUUCAUUCACUUGACGGAAGCUUCCAUGGAUGGAGUGUUUGGUUCCCCUUUCUGCUUUUCUUUUGUAUCGAUGAAUAUUGUGGAACUUGUUAUAUGGAUGUAUGGAACUAUAUAUUGGAUGAACAAUGUGGAACUAUUGUAA
This is a messenger RNA of Triticum aestivum (bread wheat), 2643 nucleotides long. RefSeq lists its product as uncharacterized. Bases 1 to 2643 code for a protein of 880 amino acids. The transcript is spliced from 15 exons. Gene Ontology annotation, molecular function: protein kinase activity; ATP binding. The record is from RefSeq and is a predicted model, not a curated record. Lineage: Eukaryota; Viridiplantae; Streptophyta; Magnoliopsida; Poales; Poaceae. Gene Ontology annotation, biological process: protein phosphorylation.